UUCACAUAAAAAUUCUCCCUUUUCCCUCUCAAGUCUAAACGUUUCUCUCUCUUGUUCAUGAGUUCACCCCUUCCAUCAAUCUAGCUCACUACAUUUCAUCUGGGUUCAGUUGUGCAAUGGAGGAAUCUCAGAUUAAUAAUUCCAGUACCAAAUUGGAAUUUCCUGAUGAUACAAUUGAGGAUUCUGAGAGUGAUAAUAAUCCCACUACUAUAAUUGAUCUUCCUGAUGAUUGCCUUAUUUUCAUCUUCAAACACCUUACUACCGAACAUGAUCGAGUAUCCUUUGGAUUAACCUGCAGUAAGUGGCUAGAUCUUCAAAACCGAAACCGGCAAUCUUUACAGUUUGAUUGCUCACUCACCUACACUAAACAUCUCUUCAGAAACCCAUACAUGAUCAACACAUAUGACCUUCAUAAAACACUGUCACGUUACCAACACCUACGAUCACUAUCCUUAUCUGGUUGCACUACACUACCAGAUUCAGGCCUAAAGCUAUUACAGUACUCUGGUUCAAAUCUUCGAGCCUUACAUUUGGAUUGUUGUUUUAAGAUCAGUGAUAAUGGUGUUUCGUUUGCUGCAAGUGGUUGCCCUUUGUUGAAGUUUAUCAGCCUAUAUCGUUGCAACGUUACUGAUGUAGGUUUAGAAAGCUUGGCUAAGUUUUGUUCGGGUUUGGAAGAUGUUAAUCUUACCUAUUGUUUGGGUAUUACUGAUAGUGGUAUAAACUCUCUUGUUCGGAAUUGUGUUCAUCUAUAUGGGAUUAGAAUCAGCAAUUGUAGGAACAUAAAGGGCGUUGGGUUUCGUGGGUGUUCACGAAGUUUGGCUUAUUUGGAAGCUGAAUCUUGUAAGCUCGACCCUGAAGGGAUAGCAAGUAUGGUGAGCGGAGGAGGAUUAGAGUAUCUAAACACUUCGAAUCUUAGUUGGUCGAUUCUUGGAGAUGGAUUAUCAGCAAUUGGGGGAGGAUUUGGAAAAAUGAUUAGGGUUUUGAAUAUGAGACUAUGUAGGACAAUUAGGGAUGAGGGUGUCGGACUAAUUGCUCGAGGUUGUCCAUCAUUAGUGGAGUGGAAUUUGGCAUCAUGUCAUGAGAUUCGAGUUUUAGGGUGGGAGUCGAUUGCCUUGAAUUGUAACAAUUUGGAAAGACUCCAUGUGAAUCGAUGUAGGAACUUAUGUGAUCGUGGGUUGGAAGCUUUGAAGAAUGGUUGCAAGAAGCUUGAUGUUUUGCAUAUGAAUGGAUGUCCUCAAAUUAGUACAAUAGCAAUUGAAUUGUUUAGGUUAUCAAGAGGUGAUCUUAUCAAAGAAGAUGAACAUUUCACAAUUGGCCCAAAGUGGCAAUUUUGGUGGCACCAAAGAAUUUUUGUGGAGUAAUUAUAUAGAUCUCUGUUUUUUUUAGCUUCAAACUUUCAAGAAGUUUGUAUCAGUUUUGAUUAUUGUCAAACUUUUUCGAGCGAUUUCCUUCAAUAU
This is a messenger RNA of Spinacia oleracea (spinach), 1457 nucleotides long. RefSeq names its product F-box/LRR-repeat protein 12. Gene Ontology annotation, molecular function: protein binding. Bases 117 to 1361 code for a protein of 414 amino acids. The transcript is spliced from 2 exons. Gene Ontology annotation, cellular component: SCF ubiquitin ligase complex. Lineage: Eukaryota; Viridiplantae; Streptophyta; Magnoliopsida; Caryophyllales; Amaranthaceae. The record is from RefSeq and is a predicted model, not a curated record. Gene Ontology annotation, biological process: SCF-dependent proteasomal ubiquitin-dependent protein catabolic process.